Messenger RNA from Sesamum indicum (sesame), 941 nucleotides. RefSeq lists its product as uncharacterized. The record is from RefSeq and is a predicted model, not a curated record. NCBI's taxonomy places the organism in Eukaryota, Viridiplantae, Streptophyta, Magnoliopsida, Lamiales, Pedaliaceae.
ACAACUCAAGCAGAAAUUGCUGGAAACAUCUGGUUCUAUUCAAUACAAAGGCAAAAGGGGACAGAAUUACAAGGGAAAAAAAAGAAAUUGUGAUGCCAUGAACUGUGGAGACACCGACAUGAUGGAGGCGGAGGCCGCAGCUCCGCCUCGGGCGGUGGGGUCGGGUUCUGACCCUAACGAUGUCAGGAAUUUGCUGUUAAUGGCUCGCCAACUGGUUGAUCAAGGGAAGCCUUCCCAGGCUCUCCAAGCGUUGAGAGCAAAAGAUGAUACACGCUGUGAUGUGAAUUUGCAGAUGCAGGACCUUUUGUUACUUGAGGUGGUGAUGGCAAUGAAAUUACAAGGCGGAGACGAAGCUGUAUCUCAAGCACUAAGUCGUGCUCGCGAACUGUACAUAAACAAACUUCAAGCUAGUGCUGCCGCUGACCAGUUGGCUUCACUCUUUGCUGAAUGUGCAAUUGCUGAGGCGAUUCCUUCUCAACCUCAAUUAUCUCAACAUAGGAUGGAUAACCACUCAACUGAACCAGAUCCUCAAGGAACUUCAAUUCUUGCUGAGACAGGGAGGAAGCAGGUCGUGCUCGAUGCAUUCUCUGAUGGAAGCAGCUUUGUGUGCUUGCAGUGUGGGGGUCUCGUCAGCAACCAUCGCAAAGAGGAACACUUUGCAUUCUGGUGUUGUGAAAUCUGAGUUUGUUAUGCACUUGAUGUUUACACCACUGCAUAAUGGGUGAACCAAUGAACAUGGCAUAUCGGGCAUGCAUUUGCUAAAUGCUCCAUUGUAUCUUUCAACUUGUAUCAUUACUAAGUUCUCUCAUUAUAGAAUAAUACAGGGUGCACUAGUAUUAGUUGUAUUGGGUUCUAUUUAGCUGUGUGUAUCAUCUCCGUUUCCAUGUAGAUUUCUUCACAUAGCAUUGUUCACUAUUAAGUAUACUUCAAAAAUAUCACUU